Messenger RNA from Orussus abietinus, 4606 nucleotides. RefSeq names its product sestrin homolog. Gene Ontology annotation, biological process: cellular response to L-leucine; regulation of response to reactive oxygen species; negative regulation of TORC1 signaling. The transcript has 8 exons. The record is from RefSeq and is a predicted model, not a curated record. Gene Ontology annotation, molecular function: oxidoreductase activity, acting on peroxide as acceptor; L-leucine binding. Gene Ontology annotation, cellular component: nucleus. Bases 480 to 1862 code for a protein of 460 amino acids. Lineage: Eukaryota; Metazoa; Arthropoda; Insecta; Hymenoptera; Orussidae.
CCGGCUCUUUCGAAAUAGGAUAAUUUUACCAAAAUGUCCGCGUAAUCGGGCAGUGCAUCGCGAGGAAUGGCGUGUCGACGAGAAUAUCCGAAUGAGGUGCUACAUCAGCCGGUCUAACUGCACUCGGGUGGUCUAUUUCCGUCGUGUUUACCGAUGUUUUUCUAAGGGCCCCGCGAGGCCCGAGGCUUACGGCGUUUCUACGGUUUUCGUGUUUAGACAUCCGAGAGGUCGAAAAUCUCAAUAGUGCGCGUCGGGCGUUUCCUUCUCGAGUACACAAAGGGAACGAGAAGGAGCGAAGGAGGCCGAACGGAUCCAAUCCUCGGAGUGUGAUACCGAGCUACGAGCAGGCGGACGAAAUAAUGCUGCCACUGUUAGAAGACGAGCAGUGUGAGUUUCGGCUAAAAUUACGAAGCGCCGAUGUGUACGUUACGCUCCUGCGAGCUUAAUCCUCCCGCUACCUCCCUAGUAGAGCCACGAAAAUGAGGCUCCUGCGCAUCGAGUGCCAAGAAUUGCCGGACCUGAACAGUCUCGACGACAAGACGCACAUGCUGUUGAUGGAUGCUUUCGUCCAGAACAACAGACUGGAUCAUGUCUCCAGGGUGAUGGCCUCGCAUCCCAGCUACCUGGAGCACUUUCUUCGGACCCAACACUUCAUUCUCCGCGGGGAUGGACCUUUACCUUACGACUACCGCCACCUGAUCGCCAUCAUGGCGGCGGGAAGACACCAGUGCAGUUAUUUGAUAAAUCUGCAGAAAGGAGAGUUUCUUCUUCAGGGUGGAGAUCCUUCGUGGCUUCAGGGCUUGAGGUCUAUACCGGGGAAGUUACAAGAUCUCUAUGAGAUCAAUAAGAUCCUGGCACACCGGCCGUGGCUUUUAAAUAAGACUCACAUUGAGAAACUGACCAAAGGUGCGGACAACUGGUCACUGGCCGAGGUGGUGCACGCGAUCGUCCUCCUGGCUCAUUUCCAUUCGUUGUCGUCCUUCGUCUUUUCUUGCGGUAUCAACGAGGAACUCGAUAACGUUACGGGGCACCAUUACAAGGAAAACGUCCAGGAUAACAGCAAUAAGGUCCAAGCUGCCAAAGACAAGAUCUCCAGCAGUCCCAAGAAAAUCCCGCACGCCGGCGGUAAGACUGAUAACAUCCCAUCGCCUCCGUCCUCGCCCAGUAUAGUCGGCGAGCAGGAGGUCGGCGUGGAGACCUUAAUGGAGCGCAUGAAGAGGCUCUCGGAAAAAUCCGAGUCGUACCAAAUUACCCAAGAAGAGCUUUCCAAGCGGUUCGAGACGGUGGAGUCGCAAUCGGCCGAGCUUGCGGCUGCACCUCAGAGGAGCAGUUCGGUCCUCGACUCGGACAUCGGCCUUUUCAUCGAGGAUCCCGCCUUUAUUUAUCAGGACUUCGCCAAGCGUGGUCAGCUGAACGACAUACCUACUUUUCGAGUGCAAGAUUACUCUUGGGAUGACCACGGUUACUCCCUGGUAAAUCGGCUGUACAACGACGUCGGCAACCUCCUGGAUGACAAGUUCAAGACGGCCUACAAUCUGACCUAUUAUACCAUGGGCACGCACAAUAAGGUCGAUACGUCUCGCUUCAGACGUGCCAUCUGGAAUUACAUACAAUGUAUGUUCGGUAUUCGGCACGACGAUUACGACUACAACGAGGUGAAUCAACUGCUGGAGAGGAGCCUGAAGACCUUCAUAAAGAGCGCCGUUUGCUAUCCCGAGCGGGUAACCAAAAGGGAUUAUGACCGCGUCAUGAGGGAGUUCAAGCACAGUGAAAAGGUCCACGUGAACCUGAUGAUUCUGGAGGCUCGCAUGCAGGCGGAAUUAUUGUAUGCCCUGCGCGCGGUAAUGCGGUACAUGACCUAAGCUUCGUCGAGCAAACCUCGUCUGUAUGUCAUUUGUCGAAUCUUUCCUCGCAAAUUCGUCUUCUCGUUCUCGUGUCUACGGCUUGGUUCACCGUGGGCCUGGCAUCGCGUCAUCCGAGAAAAUCUAAGAUGGAGUGAAAUUUCGUACGGAGACGUCGAGAACGGCGACGGAGAGUAGCCGUAUCUCGAGGGAAGAACGAAGAGUUAGGCUACGGAAGACGAAGGUUUGAGGACAAGGCAUAAAAAGCGGAGUUCUUUUGAAAGUCUGAAGGUCGCGAUGAGAAUUGGAAAAAAUUCUAUCCGGCUGGGCGAGCUACUCGUCCUCCUUGAGGUCUGCGAAAAUGAAUUUUAGAGGUCGCGAACGCGAUGCGAAGCUCCGAUGAGGAUCUCCUUUGGAAACGGCAAUGCGUAGAGAACGUUUAUUCCUUUCUUCGGUGUUAGACAUGCUUAGAGGGACGUAAAGAGACCUACUAUAGGGAGCUGCAGAGGGGUGAAACAUGGCGAAAAAUUUAGUGAGAGAAAGAGAGAGAGAGAGGGGGGGGGGCAGAGAGAGGAUUAUCGGAGGGAAGUUUCGAUUACUUUGUAAAUAUUGUAUUUUUUUACGUUGAGCGACAUACAGCGGCUGUGUCUCGCUUACGCGCAUCAAAGCGCCAAUUUAACGGGGAUAUGGCGGUCCUUUGUGAUUUUGCAAAAUGCCGGGCUUACGGAUCCGCUUUUCCCACUUCUCUGUUAGGGGGAUACCUCGUUGCAAUUUGGAAAAAGUCAUUUAAUAUAAGAAUUGUCCCGCGACUCUGGCAUUACAGUAUUUAAGAAGCACCUAAAAGUUGGCAGGGUAUCGGUCGGCUCGUUUUAAUUUGAGAAAUUAUCCGAUAGCGGGUACAGAGGUAUUCCCUUGAAUGUCAAAAUUUUCAUUGCUCGAUGAUAUCCUUGUUGCAUCCUGGUCACCGUAGACCGAAGCGCUGUAAAGGGAACCUCUCGACUACGUGUGUACAUAUACAGAAUACAUACAUUAUUCAUAUCUCGAGUCAUACCUAGGUCUUUGUCACGUGUGAUCUUUUAACCAUUUAAACGAGAAAACAAUCGACGUUGCUACGCCGACGAGACCGACGUCUCCCGAAUGCGGCGUUUCCGUACUAGUUUACGCAGGGCUGUAUCGAAUUUUACAUAGCGCUACAAGAUCUAAUGUAAAUGCGACGAGUUUAUGUUGAGCCACGAUCGGCUGAAAGUCAUGCUGGAUCGAAAUUCACUUCAAUGUUUUUUUAUCGGGCCCCUUAACGAUUCCUGGGGAAUGUGUUCGCCAAAAAAAAAAAAGUAUUCCGUGAAAGGGCCAUUUUUAUUCUACACGGCUUAUUAUGAAUUAAAGCAGGCGCUUAUCGUGAUGUUUAAAUUCUGGCUGGGAGACUUUUUUCUUGUGAUAUUGCUUGAACGGCUGGUCGGGGUGCGCGAAGCUUUCAAGGUAGAUCUAUAUUAUAUUUUAAAUUAAAUUGCACUCGGAGAUCGAUUUUCGCCCACGCGGGUGUACCACUGAAUUUUUAACGCGAAUCGCUUUUUAAACGAUACACUUUUUGGCGAGCAUUUUUUUGCUUGGGGUCCUGGCCGGGCCCGUAGUUGUAAAUACGCCGAAGACUCGUUAAUUUCAAAUAUUACCGUAUACCGAGUAUAAGGCAGAAAGAAAGCUAAUAUAAUGUUCGUCUACGUAUAACUACAGGAUGGAAGACAAACAUUUUAGAUUCUAGGGCGACCCUCGUGUACGAGUUUCCGUACACGGGGAGGCAUUGUCUGUCGGCUAUGCUAAUGCGAUAGCGAAGAGACGUCUAUCUCUCCGCAAAAUCGUAGAUAAUGUUUAAUGUGACGUGUGUACGAGGGUGAAAGUUAGAGUCGAAGAAUCGAGCUGGGUGAAAGUAAUGGACGGGUGCAGAGAAAGAGGCAAAGCGUAGGCAUCGAGGGUCGUUUGCCCGAGAAUUUUCUACCGCGUUACUUUGAAAAUGACGAAAACAAGAAAAAAAAAAAAUAUAAAAACAAUUUAAUACCAUUCUCCUUUCCGUAUCGAAUGGCUCGAGGAUGGUCGGCAAUUUUUUUGUCGUAUCGUGCUACGUCUAAAAAUAGCCAUUGUCACGAACGACCGGUGUAUGUAGACUGCGUGGUAAAAAAUUGUCGGGUGAGAUAGUAGGACCGAUAUUUGCGGACCACCGACGAAUCAAAGUCGUGCGUUUAGAUAUCAGUCGAUCAACGAAUUUCAUGCCUUCGGUAGGAUAACUUCAUCAGGAGACAGAAACGAUAAACGAGAAACAUCUUUCCAGAGUUGAUCAAGACAAGGACGGCGAUAGCGAGAAUUAACUGUGAAUUAACGUUAAGCUUCCGUUGACAGAUAUACCGUACUAAGAGAGAAGAAAGCGAGAGUAACAUGUAGAGGCGAUGUCAAAAUCAUCUUACAGCAAGGAUGUUUAAUGGGGCGGUCACUACUCCUGCUUUUUCAUUGGGACUCGAGCUCGUAUUCCUUUAACCCUCGCUCUUAACGAUGACUUUUCCCGCAUGGUCUCGAUCGGUCUUUCGAUCUUCAACCAGUAUUCUUUUAUUCUCUUUGCUCAUCCGUCUUACUCCUCGAGCGGGAUUGGGUUAGACAUCCUUGGGUGUAAAAUGAUUUCGGACGAGAAUAGCUAGGAGACUCGUUCAGACCAACGCGCGACCGAUCCGUAGGUCGUCGCCUACGACGCGCGGACGUAAAAUAAUAGAGAAAAAAAAAAA